AUGGUCAGCUUCCCUGCAUACCAACUUGACAGGUAUCUGAAGAUUCUCGUCCAAGACCUCAGCAAACAUGUCGCUAUUAGCGACGAGUAUCUCAAUGAUGCACCGACAAAGGCGAAGGGAGAACCACAGUACACCAGGCGAGUGUCGCGCAUCGUGACACCAGGUACUCUGAUCGAUGAACAUUUCAUGGACCCAUGGGAGAAUAACUAUCUCCUCAGCAUUUACGUCAAUCCCGAAGUACUUACGCAAGAAAAGGCUGUGAAGGAGAGUCCUGGCAGUUCGAGUGUCUCUUCUGUUCUCAACUUACCCCGUACGGAGGUCGGCCUGGCCUGGAUUGAUCUGUCAAGCGGCGACUUUCUUACUCAAAGUACAGAUAUCGCAUCCUUGCCGUCAGCGGUAGCCCGUAUCAAACCGCGAGAAAUUGUACUAGACAGUAUCUUCCAAGAGCGGGAUCACUCACGAAUCGUUUCGAUCAUGCAAGAAGACGGACAUGUCAUCACAUUCCAGGAACCCUCAGAAAAGCCGCUCACUAUCGACGACUGGAUACCCAUGUUGGAAGACGUCGUGGAAGACUUUGACACGGUCAACUUCACUCCUGGUGAAGUCGCAGCAGGAGGCUCGUUGUUACAUUACGUCAAGCAUCAACUGCUUGGUUCACGGACACGACUGCGCGCGCCAGUGCGACAUCAAGCCGAGGAGUACAUGAGUAUUGAUAAGAACAGUUUGAGAGCGCUAGAGAUCCGAAACACCAUUCGCGAGGGUACUUAUGAAGGAAGCUUGCUACAUGCACUCAAGAAGACGGUCACCAAAAGCGGUACUAGACUGCUUACGGAACGCUUGUGUAAGUAG
Molecule: messenger RNA, 849 nt
Organism: Alternaria incomplexa
Lineage: Eukaryota; Fungi; Ascomycota; Dothideomycetes; Pleosporales; Pleosporaceae
Exons: 2
Coding region: 1-849 (282 amino acids)
Biological process (GO): mismatch repair
Cellular component (GO): nucleus
Molecular function (GO): mismatched DNA binding; ATP-dependent DNA damage sensor activity; ATP binding
Source: RefSeq, a predicted model, not a curated record